Ooceraea biroi (clonal raider ant) is the source of this 1849-nucleotide messenger RNA. It is a transcript of the gene Alg11, whose product is annotated as ALG11 alpha-1,2-mannosyltransferase. Gene Ontology annotation, molecular function: GDP-Man:Man(3)GlcNAc(2)-PP-Dol alpha-1,2-mannosyltransferase activity. NCBI's taxonomy places the organism in Eukaryota, Metazoa, Arthropoda, Insecta, Hymenoptera, Formicidae. The record is from RefSeq and is a predicted model, not a curated record. Gene Ontology annotation, biological process: protein N-linked glycosylation; dolichol-linked oligosaccharide biosynthetic process. Gene Ontology annotation, cellular component: endoplasmic reticulum membrane.
AAUUGCAUGUGUUUGCAAGUUAAAAUAAUCGAGUAAAAGCGCUGUUUUCCGACGAGAUAAAAGUCUUAAAGUUAAUUAAUUUAAAUAUUCCCUUGUCAAUUGAUACGUGUACCUGCGACGUACGUUAACUGUCAGUGAAAAGGAAGAUGUGCAGGUGGUGAGGUUAAUUCCCGUGCGAUGUGAAGUGCGCGAGGUUAGUUUUCGCUCGUGGGAGAUUAUCCACGACGAUAAGGAUUAAAAAACGCCGCAAUUACACGUCGACAAACUCAAUUUCUUCGAUGUACGAGUCUGCGAGUAGCCACAAUCAUGAUUCUGUAUCCCCUAAUGUAAGGACACCACGUUUAACAGCUCAUUAGUGUGAUUCUCUGCAUGGACAUCUGUCAUCCUAUCUAUAAACAUGCUGUUAAUACUAGCUGCUUGUAAAGUAUUUUGUAUACUCAUCCUCUUACCGAUCCUACUGAUAAAAUGGAGAAAGUUUUAUUCGAAGAAGCGCGACAUGAGGCAACAGAAGGGAACAGUUGUUGGAAUCUUUCAUCCAUACUGCAACGCAGGCGGAGGAGGAGAAAGAGUGCUCUGGGCCGCAAUUCAAGCUAUACAGAAGAGAUAUGCCGAUGUACAUAUAGCUAUAUACACUGGCGAUCUCGCUGCUGAUCCCGAGCAAAUACUUAAGAGAACUGAAAAGACAUUCAACGUGAAGCUGCAGCCGAAUAUUGAAUUCGUCUAUUUGCACAGACGGAAAUGGGUGGAAGCUUCCAUGUAUCCUUAUUGCACGCUCCUGGGACAGAGUCUGGGAUCUAUCUGGUUGGGCAUCGAGGCAUUGAACAAUCUGCCACCAGACAUAUACAUCGACACAAUGGGCUACGCGUUCACGUAUCCCUUGUUCAAGUACAUCGGCGGCUGCCGAGUGGGAUCGUACACGCAUUACCCCACCAUUUCAACUGACAUGUUAAAAUACGUUUACAAAAGAGUCGUUGCGCACAACAAUCGAGUGAUUAUCGCGAGAAAUCCAUUUUUCUCGGCGGCGAAAGUGAUCUACUAUAAAUGGUUUGCACGGUUGUAUGGGCUGGUCGGUAGCUGCGCCGACACCGUGAUGGUGAACUCGUCGUGGACCGAGAACCACAUCAACUCUAUUUGGCAGUGCCCAUUAAGGACGCACCUAGUGUAUCCCCCGUGUAGCGUGGAACAUCUGACGGCGCUGCCGCUUCUCAGCGACGAGGAGAAAGGCGGCAACAUACGCAUAGUCGCGGUCGCGCAGUUCAGGCCGGAAAAGAAUCAUCCGCUUAUGUUGAGGACGAUGUUCGAGCUGAGAUCGAUCCUCAAAGAGCAAGUCUGGGAAAGAGUCAAAUUGAUCUGCAUCGGUUCUUGUCGAGACGCGGAGGAUGAGAUGCGCGUGAAAGAUAUGCAAGACUUGGCGAAACACUUGGCUCUGGACGAAAACGUCGAGUUCAAGCUGAACGUCCCGUAUCCCGAGCUCGUGUCGGAGAUGCAAAGGGGUAUGAUCGGCCUGCACACCAUGUGGAACGAGCAUUUUGGCAUCGGCAUCGUGGAGUGCAUGGCCGCGGGGUUGAUCAUGGUAGCUCAUGCUUCUGGUGGGCCCAAGGCGGACAUCAUAGAGACACAGGCGGGGAGUGUAACCGGUUUCUUAGCGGAGGAUGCUGAAGAGUAUGCCAAAGUACUGGCGCAUAUCGUGCACAUGCAACCGGACGAACGAAACGCCAUCAGAAUUGCCGCCAGAUCAUCCGUGGACCGUUUCUCGUGCCAACUCUUCGAGGGAGAAUUCCUACGGACGAUCGAGCCGUUUUUCCGAACGAAACAGGAGUAGCUUCGUUGCCUCGUAAUUUCUCUAAAA